AUGGAUUGCUGGAAGGAAACGGUGCUGCUCUCUCUGCAGCAGGAUCUGAGUGAAAUAACUGCAGUUAUUUGGGAAAUGCUUGACGUCGUUCCCAAUGCCAACUUCAAUUCUUGGCUCUUCCCAACGAAAUUUUGUAGAGAUUUGCUGAGCAUCCAAAUGAGGAACAGCGCUGAUUACACCCAUCACCUAGAGCACAUCUUGGAUCGUAUCUACUACGUCUUCAACAUCCUCUUAAUCCAUCUGCAAGAAGAUACAAGUAAUGCGAAGAAAGGCAUCUCGAGACCUAUAAAGGUGACAUUGGGAAAAUGCGUAUUGUCAGUAUGGAAAGCCGUAGCUGUUUUGGUAUCAAAGAAUAAAAGCAAAGAUAAACGUUUACAAUCAGAAUUGGAAUUAUGUCAUUGUAGUUCGCAAACUGAUUACGUUAAUUCGGGGAAUUGCGAUAGCUGCGACGUAGCGCUCGUUUGCUUGAAAAGUGUAUCGGAUUCGCUGGAAAGGAAUCUAAGCUCUUCGCGAACUUCUCGGGCCAGGGAAUCUCUGCAAGCGAACGCGUUUCGCGUGAAUUUGAGCAAUUGCAUGCACAGCAUCUGCGAAGCUAUAGAAGAUGAUGUGAUGAGAAUGGCGAAGGAGAAUUAUGCACACUAUGAACAACUUUCAAGGAUGUCUGGGGAGUUGUCGGAGGCAAGGGAAAAGUUGGCGAGCGAAGGAAUUGCUGCGAUGGAGAAUCGUGAGGAGAUUCGGAAGUUGAAGGAUUUUUUAGCAAAAGAUGUUUAUGUUAAGAGAAAUUCGGGAAGCAGAGUCUGCACUUGAUGAACGAAGCUUUGAGCCGCGAAAAGAAUAAGUUGAAGGAGGAAGUCAACUUGUUGCAGGAGAAAAUCCAAAGAUUGGAAAAGUCUUCAGAGCAUCUAGAG
Molecule: messenger RNA, 908 nt
Organism: Nicrophorus vespilloides
Lineage: Eukaryota; Metazoa; Arthropoda; Insecta; Coleoptera; Silphidae
Exons: 5
Coding region: 1-807 (268 amino acids)
Source: RefSeq, a predicted model, not a curated record